UGUGUAUCAUACACACAUAUGCAUAUACAUAAAUAUUAAUUGAAAGGGAAUGGGGGCACACUAUUUACACACACACACACACACAUAUAUAUACACACACACGCAUACACACAUGUCAUUUUAUGUAUAUGUAUGUAUGUGUAUAUGUACACACAUGUAUAUCUCAAGCAGAAGUGGGAGGGAAUGGUGUUACACCGUAUUUAUAUUUUUAAAUGCGCGCGCACACAUACAUAUAUAAAAAGUGGAAGAGGGGAAUGGGGACACACUAUUUAAAUACACACACAUCAAAAAAAGUGGAAGGAGGGAUGAAAUGGGCGGCACACCAUAUAUAUAUGUGCGUGUGUGUGUGUAUCAUACACACAUAUGCAUAUACAUAAAUAUUAAUUGAAAGGGAAUGGGGGCACACUAUUUACAUACAUAUAUAUAUACACACACACAUACAUACACACAUGUCAUUUUAUGUAUAUGUAUGUAUGUGUAUAUACACACAUGUAUAUCUCAAGCAGAAGUGGGGGGAAUGGUGUUACACCAUAUUUAUAUUUUUAAAUGCAUGCACGCACACACAUACAUAUAUAAAAAGUGGAAGAAGGGAAUGGGGGGACACCAUUUAAAUACACACACAUCAAAUAGAGGGGGGAAUAGAGGCACGCCGUUUAAAUAAAUAUAUACACACACAUCAAAUGGAAGGGGGAGGGAAUGGGGACACACCAUCCACUCACACACACACAUAUAUAUAUGACACACACAUAUAUACAGAUAUCUAUCUCAAGUGGAAACGGGAGGGAAUGGAGGCCACUUUAUAUGUGUGUAUGUGUAUAUGUGUGUGUGCGUGUAUAGUGGAAGGGGGAGGGAAGAGGGGGCACAGCACACACACAUACAUGUAUGGUGCCUCCCCCCUCCACUUCCACUUGGUCAGGAUCCAAAGGCCUGAGUCCCUCCCUGGCGCUGCCUUCCUCCGCAAUCCCUCCUCCUCUCCAUCCCUGGGAUGCAGAGGAGAACAACGAUGGCCAUUUUCCGGUCCUGAGGAUUUGUGACAGCACCAGGGGUAGAUGUGAGACACACACACACACUCACAGGAGAUCCAGCCUCUCUUUCUCUCUUUCUCUUUCUCGCACAAGCACACGCGUGUGCGAGGACUCCAUUCUCAUCCUUGGUAGGAGCGAACACACCGAAGCUGCAGCCAUGGAUGUCCGGAGAGACCUGCCCACUCCGGCCAAAAACGAGGACCCUGAAGCCAAGCGGGAGCGCCUCUACCGCCUGACCCAGUCCUACGUUGAGAUGAACCACCGCCUGCAGAAGGCCUGCAGCCUCCUGAAGGAGAAGUGCGAGGAGCUGAAACUGGCUGGGGCCACCUUGGAGCAAGGCAUCCUGGAGAUGAAACAGAGGGCCUUGUGAGGCACACAACUCUUUCUUUCUUUCGCGGGGGGCUGGGGAGGGGGCUGGGGGGAAAAGCCAACGAGGGUGGAAUAAAACAACCCCUCUGCUGCCGCAAAAACCAAAAACCCAUUUAUGAGCCCAGAAGCAUCCUCUUCCUUCCCGCAAAAAGACUCGCCGGCCUGCGAUGAGAUCGAUUCCAGCAUGCAUCCGCCGCUGCUUCUUCCUCCUCAACGCCGUUGCCACUGCCAUCUUGUGUUUUAGGUUCCAUGAAUGUGUGCUGACCGCAAGGCCCCUCCGCUCCCGCCGUCUGCUUUCCGAUCUCUUCCGUCUGCCCCCCGUCAUGUGCUUUGUAUAAGUCGGGGUAGAAUUGGGGGGAGGCUGUUUUUCGUUCAGUUGUCUUAUGUGUUUCGUUCAGGAGAACUGGACUUGGAGGGCGAAGAGGUGGAAAAGAGCGAAGGGUUUAGCUACUGUUUUUUUGGGGGGUGGGUGGAGGUGUCCCGUCGACAGGGGGCUUUGCCAUGACCUCUCUCCCCCCGCCCCAUUAUGAUUUCUCCCUCUGGUACUCCCCAGAGGAUGAGAAUGUAGCCACCGACGUGGCCGGGAUCCUCCGGGAGCACGGCUUCUGUGGCUACGUGGAGCACCAAGAUGCCGUGGCUGGGAGGCCGGUCCUCGCUUUGACUGAUGAGGGCAUCCGCUCCAGCCGGGUGGCCCUCCUCCUCCUGAGCCCCCACUCCUUGGGCGACACCUGGUGCCAGCGGGUGGCCGAGUUGACCUUACUCCACACUGUCCACCGAGAGGGGGCCAAAGUCAUCCCAGUGUAUGUGGACGUCCAGCCGGAGCAGGCCCCACUGUCCCUGAGGCACUUGACUGGACUGGAAUAUGGCCAGCAGUUUUUCAAGCAGAGGCUCAUCCGCAGCGUGGAAAAGAAUUGUAAAAGACACCGCUAGAAAGGGGUCGGCGCCGUGCCCCUCGUCAGAUCCGCUUGGUCUCUGUGACGUGGGUUUGGUGAAUGUGUUGAGGCUGGUUGUUUUAAUUUAAGAAAACCCUUAUUAAAGAGCAGGUUUUGGACAA
Messenger RNA from Anolis sagrei ordinatus, 2448 nucleotides. NCBI's taxonomy places the organism in Eukaryota, Metazoa, Chordata, Lepidosauria, Squamata, Anolidae. The record is from RefSeq and is a predicted model, not a curated record.